Messenger RNA from Trichoplax adhaerens, 3561 nucleotides. RefSeq lists its product as uncharacterized. NCBI's taxonomy places the organism in Eukaryota, Metazoa, Placozoa, Uniplacotomia, Trichoplacea, Trichoplacidae. The record is from RefSeq and is a predicted model, not a curated record. The transcript is spliced from 19 exons. Bases 1 to 3561 code for a protein of 1186 amino acids.
AUGGGCGAUAAAACAAUUUAUUUUUUCGAUCAGAUCGAUCCAAGAAAGGAUAGAAUUCGCCAACGGAAAUCUACAGUCGAUUUGCCUCCAUCAUUACGACAAGGCUAUGCUAGAGCAGCAGAAUUAAUUAAAAGAGCCCAAAUUAAUCAGGCUAGUGUGCAUUCUAGUGGUGAUAAUAAUAAUCAAAGUAGUCCAAGUAAAGAAAUUAAUAAAGCGCCGACUGAAGACACGAGUAAACCUACAAACGAAGUCAAGGGCAACGAUUGGCGAACCUCUAAGGGUUACUUUACUGGCGAGAAUGGUCUUAAAUUUGCAGAAUUACCAGUUAUACCCACUGAGCAAUACGUUCAGGUUGGCCUUGCUAAUAAAAAUGAAAAGUACGAUCUUAGAAAUAUUGAAGAAGAAGAUACUCAACGAUUUCUAUUAGAAGAAGCUAAAUUUGCUUUUCCCGGUGUCUUAGUCCAAAUUAGUAAAUUAUUAAAUCUUUUCCAUGAUCAGAAUAUCAUUAUUCAGAUUCCUGAUGAUUUAAGAAAGCAACUCUUCUAUACAUUUAAUCAGUUAUCUAAAGAUGCAGUUUAUAGUAAGAGGGAAUGGCAAACGGCAAUCUAUCGAGAUCUAGCUCUUGGACAGAAAGAAGAAGCCGAAAAUGCUAAAGAAGCAGAAUCCCAUGGUAAAAAGCGGUCUAAAGCUAAAUAUUCACGCCAAUCACGAAUCAACUCUGAAGAUAGUACUAAAGAUGACAAAAAUAAAGAAGUACUAAAAUCAUCUCUUGUGACCAAUAAUACUAAUAACAAUAAUAUUAAUCGCAAAUCGAUGAAAGAUAAUGAAGGUAGUCCCAAAACGGUCACUAUUUCGGAUCGAGGCACUAGAUUAUCUACAACUCGAGAUAGAACACGAUCGUUUGGAAAUAAGCCUGACUAUCGAAGAAUUGCUACUAGUGGUGGUCGACCAUUGCCUAGAAUGAUUGGAGAAGAAGCAGAAUCUGAAGCGGGCCACGGAAGUAUCACAAUAGCCACCAAUAACGUUAUUUACUUUUCAAUGCAGUCAAGAUGGUGCCAUGAGAAUGGAUGGAUUCAAUAUUCCAAUAUUAAAGGAAAAGAACCAGAACAAGAAAGUGUAGCAGAAUGGCUGAAAGCUCGCUUAACUCGCAUGAUAAAUCAAAGAAAUCAAAUGUUGGAUGGAGCAAAAGCUCGUGGAGAAGAUGGACCAUUCGCUAUUCGCUUUUAUGGCGAAGCUCGCGAUCGAGCUUUGCUUCGAUUAGGAAGGCCAACUAAACGAAAGAUACUUGAAGAAAACAAACGUCAAAAAUUUUGGACAAGAUUGCCAGACGGAUGUCAAACUGCAUUUUAUCCUACUGGUAAAAUUGCUGUUCUUCAAGCCAAUUCAGGCCUGGGUAAACCUGGGCAAGGGUGUUAUAGUUUUAUCUACGACGAUAAUGAAGAACAUUCCUUAAUUGGGUAUUCCGUCCCAUCGGGCAAAGGCUGUUGCUACAAGAGUAACAAAGAAUUUAAAUUUAUUUGGAAUGAUCAAAAUUAUACUCUAUUUGAUGAUCUCAACGAGCAUCUUGUUCUGCGCUGCCAUUCCAGCACUCAUAUAACACUACAAUAUAGUAAUGAACACGAAGUGAUCAAAUUUAAUCUGGGCCUUGUUACAAGUGCAAGAAAACCGCCAGAACAUUUGUCGGAUUUAGGCUAUUUAAAAACUAAUUUACAAUUUUCAUCUGAUACAGCAGCUGCAUCUCGAAAACCUCAACUGAAUCAAACUGGCGGAACGAAUACAAUAUCACCCCCAACAUCGCCUACUUCAGGAAAGAAAAAGUCGAAAAAUAGAGGCAGCAGUAACGACAGCAUAGAACCUACUAGAUCUCUAACGAGAAAGAAAACAUUAACGCGCAUGGGAUCAGAAUUCUUAAAAGAUGAACCUAUAUUUGAUGAAAAAUAUAAGGAUUUAAUCAAAAAAUUUCCAGAGCUACUACGAAUGGGUGUAGAAACUCGUGCAGAUCGAGAGUUGUAUCGACUACGAAGAAAGAUUAGGACUAUUGUAGAUGAUUGGCUAGAAUACUAUCGAUUUGCAACCGAUAUUAGCUCACCAUUUAUGAAUUUUAACCCUAAUCCUGCUAUUAAUUCUACUCAUCCUCGAAGUAAAUCGGCUCAUCAUAAAUUUCGAGUGGCUACGACAGUCUCUAAGAUUGUAAACUUAUUUUCCAAGAGUAAAUUCAGUAAAUUUGUCUCCAACUCUAAUUCUUUCGACAAUAUCAAUACCGAUGCCUUACGAGUACCUCGAUCUUGCUCUGCACCCCCUAUUCCUAAGCGUUUGCAAUCACUUAUUCGUCCUAAAAGUGCACCAUUGAAAAAAUUAAUAAGUAAAUCUGAUACAAAAUUGGCAGAAACAAAUAAUGCCGCUAAAAAUGAAACUGAUGCUGCAGAUUCGGAAGCAGUUACAAUUCGUUUAGAAGGUGAUCAUGGUGUCAAAAUUAUCGAAGCACGACCAUCAUCCCCGUUAUCGGCAAAUCUCCAACCUAGGAAUCGCCUGAAUAGCCCAAUUAAUCUAGACCCUCGCUUGCCAUCCAUUUUGGAGGAUGGUUCCGUUAUUAAUUCAGAAAUUAUGGCACGGCGAAGUAUUACUCCUAGUAUUGCUUGUCCGAUUAUGAUUCGAUCGUCUUUGCUUGGCCAAGCACAAGAGCAAUGCAGGUGCAGCCCACAUAAAAUUCCUUAUGUUUCAGACUUGGAGUUUGAUGAAUUUAUUAAUAAGCAAACCUACCCUGGGCAAUUGUUAAUUAUUAAUGUGGUCUCAUCGAUGUUUCCUGUAGCAAAUAAAGAUAAAGAAAUGUUAGAGAGGAUUUAUUAUUCCAUGAAUCGCAAUAGAACCAUGCCAUGCCAACAGGCACGCCGUGAUAUUUUCCGAUUAUUGAAAUAUGAUAUGGUAUCUGCUACUAAGGGCUGCGAUCACUCUGUUCCGAUACUACUAAAGCGACAUCAUGUAAUACCAGGAAUGUUUUUGAUGUAUAAUCAUGGCAGACUAAUAUUCGCUGAUCAUAUCUUAAAUGGCUACAGUAGCGAAAAGAAAGAUUUCAUGAAACAGGUUAUCAUUUGUCGAAAGUUAGCUCUUGAAAAACGCUACUUACCGCAAGAUUUUAAAUUUGCCUUGGAACGAGGUAAGAAAGGAACUCGAGCGCCAUGGGGUGGAGAUAUGGGCACUGAAAAUUUUGCCCACUGGAAUAACAUUUUUAAGCCAAAAUCAGUCAAAGGAAGUUUCUCACAUCUACCCCGUAUACCAUCAGCAUUAUCAUCUACCGAUAGUGAUACUGUUACAAUUCCACAAGGCAAAGGCACAACUAUAUCGGCCACCAAAUUUAUUACCGUCAGUCUAUCUUAUGAUGAUGAAAUUUUAGCACAUUUGCGGAAGAAAAUGGCACAAUCAGAAUUUCAAACAAGUCGCCAAUCUCCUCUACGUGAAGUUUCUUCUAAACCUGAUAAAAACCAGAAAGAACGUCCAGAAACGCAGCUUUCAACAGCAAGAAAGUCGAUCCAUAGCCUUAAUGCAGCUAAAAUUCGUACAUGA